This is a messenger RNA of Acomys russatus (golden spiny mouse), 720 nucleotides long. RefSeq names its product chromosome 29 C1orf122 homolog (gene C29H1orf122). The transcript is spliced from 3 exons. The record is from RefSeq and is a predicted model, not a curated record. Bases 2 to 334 code for a protein of 110 amino acids. NCBI's taxonomy places the organism in Eukaryota, Metazoa, Chordata, Mammalia, Rodentia, Muridae.
GAUGGAGUGGGGCCCGGGCGCAGGCUGGUCACGGGGGGAGGCUGCCGGCGUGGACCGUGGGAAGGCGGGGCUGGGGCUCGGCGGGAGGCCACCCCCGCGGCCGCCCCGGGAUGAACGCGCCCAGCAGCUGCUGGACGCCGUGGAGCAGCGGCAGCGGCAGCUCCUGGACACCAUCGCCGCCUGCGAGGAGAUGCUGCGGCAGCUGGGCCGCCGGCGCCCAGAGCCGACUGGUGGCGGGAACGGUUCAGCCAAGUCCGGAGCGCCGCCCCAGUCAGCUGUAUCCGCCAGAGGUGGCCUUCCAAAGGAUUCUGGCGAUGGAGCUGCGGAGCCUUGAUCAUUCCCUAGCGGGGCAUUCUGACUUCUGUCCCUUCCCUGGGCCGGUGGUUAGACUCUGACCAAACUCCCUUCACUUGAAGGGGCCAGUCUUCAUUGGCAAUUGCUGGUACUUGGCCCUCAGCCUGGGAUGGCAACUCUACUAGCAGCUGGGUUCACUCCCACGUCGUCCUGGCUGAAGGCAGUACUGUGUUUUGAAACGUAGGCAACGAAUAUCCAGUCUUGAGUACUUGGAUUCGGGAAGGCCAGCAGUGCUGGCCAGAGUGGUCCAGCCUGCUUUGGGGGUUCCAGGUGGUAUUACAUGUUCAUUUCAUGCUUUGGGGGCUCUCAGCCCCACAAAACACUUAAGCAGAGUCUUGAUUAAAAGGAAACCUGCAGACCCCUGUU